Onychostoma macrolepis is the source of this 3568-nucleotide messenger RNA. RefSeq names its product adipocyte plasma membrane associated protein (gene apmap). Gene Ontology annotation, molecular function: strictosidine synthase activity. NCBI's taxonomy places the organism in Eukaryota, Metazoa, Chordata, Actinopteri, Cypriniformes, Cyprinidae. The transcript is spliced from 9 exons. Gene Ontology annotation, biological process: biosynthetic process. The record is from RefSeq and is a predicted model, not a curated record. The coding region runs from base 198 to 1445 and encodes 415 amino acids.
CUGAACGGUUCUCAACGUUUCUCCGUUCACACGUCACUGCUGUAGCUCGAGACUCGCGCACGUUAUGAACUGCGCUGGCUUUGGGUUGCAACUUAGUGAAUAAAUGCGUCGUUUGUUGGACCAGCGUUUAUUUUGCCUUGUGUUUUACUGAACGUAGCUGUGAAAGCGAAGAAAGAGAGAACCACAACAACAGCAGAAUGAAUGAGUCCGAGGGACUGCGGUUCAGGAGGUUGAACAGACCUCAAAUAAUUACAGAUGAAACCCACGAACCACAGUAUAAAACCACAAGCACUUACAGUGGGAAGGUGUUUCGUGUGACGUUACUGACAUUAGUAGCUUUCCUGUUCUUCCCACUGCUGGUGGUCAUUUUCCUGCUGGAGUCUCCCGUUCAACCAGAGGCGUUCAGUCUCAGUGAACCACCUCUGAUGACUGGCUGUUACGAGCCCAACCUAAAACUCAGACAGGCAGAGCGGCUGUUUGAGGAGCGGCUUAUCGGCCCAGAAUCUCUUGCUAACAUUGGAGAUGUUUUCUACACUGGGACGGCUGAUGGAAAGAUCGUCAAAAUCGAGGGAGGGAACUUUCACGUAUUAGCAACACUUGGCAAGCCACCAUGUGGCUCUCGAGAGUAUGAACACACUUGUGGACGUCCUCUGGGAAUCCGUGUGGGGCCCAACGGCACCUUGUUUGUAGCUGAUGCCUAUUUGGGACUGUUUGAGGUCAAUCCUGUCACAGGUGAGGUAAAAUCUCUGUUGAGCACAGGGAAGAUGGUCGGUGGUCGCCGUCUGGGCUUUGUCAAUGAUCUGGAUGUAACUCAGGAUGGGAAAAAGCUGUACUUCACUGACUCCAGCAGCAGAUGGCAGCGCAGAGACUUCAUGCACCUGAUCAUGGAAGCCACGGCAGAUGGACGUGUUCUUGAGUAUGAUCUAGAGACUAAGGAAGUGACUGUGAUGAUGGAGAACCUGAGGUUUCCAAACGGCAUCCAGCUCUUCCCUGAUGAGGAGUCUGUUCUGGUGGCUGAAACCACAAUGGCCAGAAUAAGGAGAGUUCAUGUGUCUGGUCUCAAUAAAGGAGGUAUGGAUACAUUUAUAGACAACCUCCCGGGAUUUCCUGACAACAUUCGGCGCAGUUCUUCAGGUGGAUACUGGGUUGCCAUGUCCGCUGUGCGACCCAACCCUGGCUUCUCCAUGCUUGACUUCCUGUCUCAAAGACCCUGGUUAAAGAAGCUCAUAUUUAAGCUCUUCAGUCAAGAUACUCUGUUGAAGUUCGUGCCGCGCUACAGUCUGGUGGUGGAGCUGCAGGACGGAGGGACGUGUGUGCGCAGCUUCCACGACCCACACGGCAUGGUGGCGGCCUACAUCAGCGAGGCACACGAGUACAACGGCCACCUGUACCUGGGCUCCUUCCGCUCGCCGUAUCUGUGCAAGCUGGAUCUGAGCAAAGUGUGAAACACGUCACGAGCCUAACAGAUGCUCUACUCGAGUCAUUUCACCCUGGCUUCCAAACUAACAGAUUUCGAAGCAAUUAACAUUGGCAAACAUCAACAAGAACACUUAUUAACAUCUUCCAUAUUACAGUCAACACUGAACAAACACAGUCCCUUCAUUUGAUCACCAUUCUCUUCAUUUAGCUCUGACAGACGCCUGUCUUUUUGUUCCAUUAACCCAUGUGGGCGACUUUCUUUUUUUAGAGAUGCGCGGUGCAUAAUAAGCUCUCUGGCAGGCUGUUUUUUAAAUCAAAAGAUGUGCCAUUACUAUUUUUGUUUCUCCCCCUUGUCACAGAAAUUAUGCAGUUUCUGUGCUUGUUUUAUUUGCAGCGAAUGUCGUCUGGCUCUAAAAAUAGAGCUGCCAACAGUUUGUUUUUAAAGGUGCUGUGAUACGAAACAAGACGACUGGUAAAAACAAUAAUAAUUUCUGUGGGUGGCAGCAUAGAGAUGCUGUUUGGGGGAAGUGAAAGGGUAUUUUCACUUCAUUAUAAAAUGAAUCUCCUGAAACACACAGCUAUAAUUAUCUCUGGCUUUGAAAAUGUUUGAAUGUUUUGGUUUAUUUUUAAUUGAGUUGUUGAAAGUGUUAAUUUUGUUCUCAUGUGUCAUCAUAAUUAUUUGUAUAUGUUGCUGAAAUUAUAUAAAUGCUGCUGGCUUUAUAGUAUUUACCACACCUUUACCCAAGUAUCUGUGUGUUUUCCAUAUUUAUAUGAUGUCUAUUAGAAUUAUCAGCAAUAAUGUCAUAUACAGUAGCAGUGGUUCUCAACUGGUGGAUUGUGGCCCACUUUAUGGGACAACAGCGAGGGGAAAAGAACAGUGCUAAAUGGAAAUAAUAAAUUAAAUUAAUCAAUUAAUCUUGCGUAGUUGGGAAAGCAAACAAAAAAAAAAAAUUGGAUUAAUUUACAGAAAAUGUACUCACCCUCAGGACAUCAAUGUUGUAGAUGAGUUUGUUUCUUCAUCAGAUCUGGAGAAAUGUAGCAUUACAUUACUUGCUCGUCAAUGGAUCCUUUGCAGUGAAUGGGUGCCGUCAGAUUGAGAGCUGAUGAAAACAACACAAUAAUCCACACGACUCCAGUAAAUUAAUGUUUUGGGAAGUGAAAAACUGUUUGUAAGAAGCAAAUCCAUCGAGACGUUCAAACUUCAAAUCGUUGCUUCUCGCUGAAGUAUCCGUUGACCCAUAAUAUUGUUUUCUCCAGUGAAAAAGACGUCUAAAUCAGAAGAGAAAUCUGCACAGACAAAGCUGCGACAAACAAAAAUAGUCCUAAACCGUUUUAAACAAACAUGUGGGUGUAAUUUAAUGUGAGAGGACAGCAGGAGAUGGACUUGGAGGAAGCGUUAUGGAUUGGUAUUUUGGCUAGAAGCAAUGCCUUGAUGGAUUUGUUUCUUACAAACAUGCAGCUUUUCACUUCACAAGACAUUAACUGGUGUGGAUUAUAUGUUUUAACAGCUGUCUGACGGCACCCAUUCACUGCAGAGGAUCCGUUGGUGAGCAAGUGAUCUCAUGCUAAAUGACUUCAAAACUCAUCUACAUCUUGGAUAGCCUGAGGGGUGAGUACAUUUUCUGUCGUUUAAACAAUACAACAAUGUUAACACCAAAGUUGUGGGUUUGAUGGCCAUGAACUGGGCAUGGAGUCGGCGUAAGUUGCACUGAAUUAAAACUUCUGAUAAAAGUAAGAUCUUGUGUCUUGAACUUGUCGGUUGUUUGAUCUCAAACUAAUUUGUUGUGGAUAAACAUUUGAAUGGUGUCACAUACUAAUGCUUAAACUGAAGUUCAGACUAAUGUUGUUUUACCAAACAUUAAAAUAUAUAUAUUCUAACCAUUUCAAAUGUACAUCGAUGACUGCUGUAAUAUAAAAGCAGUUAACUUUUUAUUUUAAGGACCUUUGUAUGAUCACUGCUUCAUGUCCACACCAAAUCUGGCUUCUGAAACAAAUCCGGUUGAGAGCCUCUGUCCCAUUGGAUGCUUGUACACACCUAUAAUGGCCAUAUGGAGUUAUGAAUCUAGGACAAGUACGUCAUACACAUCCAAAAACACAUAGUAAAUGAGUAGUCAAAAAAGAAUCAAUAAAUCUGUUCACACAAACCCGA